CGGUUCCUAUUACAGUUAGUCCCACUGGCUCCUGGCCCGCCCCUGCGGUCGCUCGCUGGAUUCAAAGCAUAUGAACCUGCACUUCUACGCUUGUGCCUCUUCGAUGUCGUUGACAGACCUCCAACAUAAGCCAUGUUGCCGUUCAUGAGGAACUUGAGGAGACUCCGACGCAACCAGCAAAUCUCGCAGAUGUCAAUCGUUUGCCGAGCAGGUAAACCCAUCACUCGCGACGAACUUUUCACAUAUACCAAUGGCCGCUUCCUCGUCGAUGAGGACCGUCAGUUUUCCCGGCGCUACCGUAAAUUCAACUUGGAUGCCCUCUGUGAUAUAGCCGCUGCAGCUGGUGAGAGCACAUCUCGAAUCAUUGCCAUUGAGAAGCUCGAAGGAGGUUUCAGCAAGGCCCUUCUAAUGAAAAAGGAGGACGGAGGUGAAUUGAUCGCGAAAGUUCCCUGCCGCAUUGCUGGCCCGGCCUUCCUCACGACAGCGUCCGAAGCAGGUACUUUGGAAUACAUCAGAAAGUACACGAGUAUCCCUGUUCCCCGUGUCUUUUCUUGGUCGCCACACGACUCAAACACUGUCGGGGCAGAGUAUAUCGUCAUGGAGAAGGCGAUUGGGGUUCCAUUAUUUGAACGAUGGGGCAAGAUGACAGAAAUCGAGAAACUGCAGCUUAUAAAGAAUUUGACUCAACUUGAGGCUCAAUUGUCAGCUAUCUCGUUUCCUGCAUAUGGCGGUUUGUAUUUGCGUGCAGAUGCAGAUCGUUUAAAACACCAAGACCUCGGAGGCAACUUGGACGAACAGUGCCCCUUCUGCAUUGGCCCUUCACCUGACCGCUCCUUUGACGUUGAUGCGGCAGCUGAUCUACCCACCGAGGAUGAGUCAAUCAACAAUGGGCCUUGGAAUAGCUUAUCAGAUCUCGGGAUUUCAAUUGCCAAACGAGAGCUCUCUCGGAUUGCAUCACAAUUUGCAGACAACCAGUCAAUGGCCCAUCGGGGAAGCCCCCAAGAACAAAUGCAUCUCCUGAAAAUUACAAUCAGCCUGAUGGGGAUGUUGGAUUCGCACCCAGUACUAACCCAACUCGCCAAGCCUACACUCUGGCACACUGACCUCCAUAUGGGAAAUAUCUUUGUGGCACCCGAUAACAACUCCCAGAUUACAGCAUUAAUCGAUGUGCAGUCUCUAUCGGUGCUCCCGUUGUUCCUUCAAGCGCGAUGGCCAGUGUUCCUGCAGCCCCCUCGGGAAUAUACUAGAGGCCUUGUCCAGCCUGUGCUCCCCGAUGACUUUGAUUCUUUAGGCGAAGAAGACAAGGUCGCUGCUUUAUGUGACUGGACACAAGCCAAAAUGGCGAAAGCGUAUGAAGUCUCGACCUUUAUAGAGAACAGGCUUGCCCAUAACGCCAUGAAUGUGCCGCGUGUUUUUCGGGAACUCUUCAUUCGCACUGGAGAAACGUCUGAUGUUGGAGUCGUUCCAUUGCGAGAGUGCUUGAUUGAAAUAUUUCAGAACUGGUCGAAUCUGGGAUUUCCCGGACAUUGUCCUUAUUCCUUCAGCCAGGAAGAUAUCGAUGCACAUAAACAGCAAUUUGCUGAAUAUGAAGAGUGGAAUGAGGUCCAGCAGCUCGCUCAGGAAUCUCUAGACACCGACGCAGAAGGGUGGGUGGCGCCGCAGCUGGAUUUUGUCCAAAAACAACGUCAGAACAAGGAGCUGUUAUCGAUGUAUAUUGCGCGAAUGGAGGGGAGAAAAUCUCCGGCAGAAGUAAUGCGGAUAUGGCCUUUUCCAGAAUAACAAAAUAAAAAGGACUCGGACACAUCGGUUGGCUGGUUUAUGAAUGAGCGAUUUGCACCCAGGGCAAGCAUCUGAAUUUGAUUGAAUUGUCUGUGGACAGACGGAUAUAUUUAGAAUGCUACUACUGUAACUAUGAACAUGGAAUUGAGUCGUCUCCAGUACAACCAAUACGAUCCUUUCCUUUCCGUCGGGAAAAUUCAAGACGGGAAGUGUGAUCAAAAUUCUACCUUUUGCUUUUGCUUCUACUACCUCAAACUCAUGCUGUAGUUUAGGUUCUGUACACUCAAGGUCUAGACAUACUCAAUCCGAAAAUCCAAACUUCACGUGGCGGGAUAAAGACAU
Molecule: messenger RNA, 2121 nt
Organism: Aspergillus welwitschiae
Lineage: Eukaryota; Fungi; Ascomycota; Eurotiomycetes; Eurotiales; Aspergillaceae
Product: aminoglycoside phosphotransferase family protein
Exons: 4
Coding region: 133-1779 (548 amino acids)
Cellular component (GO): mitochondrion
Source: RefSeq, a predicted model, not a curated record